AUGUUCAAAAUUGUCGAAUUUGUUGAGUCACAUGAGGUGGAUCUGGUUCCAGCCAUUUUGCUGGAGAAUGGCCAGUGCUAUUUGCCUAAUUCACUGACGGACAGCUAUGAAGAGGGCAGAAGGAAGGCUAAAGAGGCAGAGCUGAUGGAUGAUGUGACACCGCUGCUGAGUUGUCAGACGUUCCGAAUUGCCCCCCAGCAAUCAUCAGAACCAGCCCUGCUGAGGGAGGUUUUAACAAAAUUAGAGAUGGUGCUGGACCAGCAAUCCACCAUCCUCAGAUUGUUGCAGCUGCGGGAAGACCAGGAACAUCUUUUGGACAUUGAGGAAGGUUUGCUGCCCCUGCAAGACCUUCCACGACUGCUCAGCCUCGAGCAAAGGAUUCAGCAGAGCCCAGAUUAUAAGCAAAAACCGAUAAACUGGUUGGGGCUUAUUGGUGGGGCGGACGUGCGCGACUGCACCUGGCGCAUAUUAAAGAGGUUGUUUGCCAACUCUCUGGCAAAGAACCUUAAUUGGAGAGGAGUCAAUGGAAAGACUUCAGUGGCCACUCUUCAACUCAGAGAGGUUGUGAUUGGAGACAUUCGGAGAAACCCCAUCACUGCUAAUGUCGCUGAAAUGGAGGUUGAAGGGACCAUAAGGAGGUGGCUCCAGCUGGCAGCUGAUCGAGAGGGCGGGCGCAAGAGACGGCUUUUGGAGAAGGCAGCUGUCUUAAGUGCGCUUGUAUCUCUGUCUGUGUUGAGGGGUGGGUGGGCAUGA
Molecule: messenger RNA, 753 nt
Organism: Carassius carassius (crucian carp)
Lineage: Eukaryota; Metazoa; Chordata; Actinopteri; Cypriniformes; Cyprinidae
Exons: 6
Coding region: 1-753 (250 amino acids)
Source: RefSeq, a predicted model, not a curated record